UUGUGUCCGCGCUGCUGAUUGGCCGCUGCCGCCCAGCCGGGCUGGGAUUGGCGGCGGGAGCGCGCGGGCCGCGGGUGCGCGCGCAGGUCGGUCCCCUCCGGGCACGCACUGUCCCUUAUAGGCGCGCGAGCCCCCACAGCCGCGGACAUGUCGGUGUCCCCCGUGAAGCGGCAGAAGAUGGAGUCGGCGCUGGACCAGCUCAAGCACCACACCACGGUGGUGGCCGACACCGGGGACUUCAACGCCAUAGAUGAGUACAAGCCCCUGGAUGCCACCACAAACCCCUCCCUGAUCCUUGCUGCUGCUCAGAUGCCGGCAUACCAGAAGCUUGUGGAUGAUGCUGUUGCCUACGGGAAGAAGCUUGGUGGGUCUGAAGAGGAGCAGAUCAAAAAUGCAUCUGACAAACUUUUUGUAUUAUUUGGAGCUGAAAUCCUGAAGAGGAUACCUGGCCGUGUGUCCACAGAAGUAGAUGCUAGGUUGUCUUUUGAUAAGGAAGGAAUGAUUCAAAGGGCCAGGCGCCUCAUCGACCUCUACAAGGAAGUAGGAGUUGGUAAAGAUCGGAUUCUCAUCAAGCUCUCUUCAACGUGGGAAGGAAUCCAGGCUGGCAGGGUUCUGGAGGCCGAGUAUGGGAUUCACUGCAACAUGACCUUGCUGUUCUCCUUUGCCCAGGCUGUUGCCUGUGCUGAAGCUGGAGUUACUCUGAUUUCCCCGUUCGUGGGACGGAUCCUGGACUGGUAUGUUGCAAAUGGAGACAAGAAAACCUAUGAGCCUUCAGAGGAUCCAGGAGUGAAGAGUGUCACCAAGAUCUAUAACUACUACAAAAAGUUUGGCUACAAAACCAUCGUGAUGGGCGCCUCAUUUCGCAACACAGGCCAGAUCAAAGCGCUCACGGGCUGUGACUAUCUCACCAUUUCACCCAAGCUCCUGGCAGAGCUCAGCAAAGAGCACGUCAAGUUAACUCCCACACUCAGUGUCAAAGAGGCUCAGGCGUGUGAUCUUGAGAAAAUCCACCUGGAUGAGAAGGCAUUCCGCUGGCACCACAACGAAGACCAAAUGGCUGUGGAAAAGCUCUCUGAUGGGAUCAGGAGAUUUGCUGCAGAUGCAGUUAAGCUGGAGAGGAUGUUAAAGGAACGAAUGUUCAGCACUGAAAAUGGAAAAUAAAAAACGAAAAAAUAAUAAUCAGCAUUUCCCUGAGUGCUUCAAGCUGAGGUGGAUCACCUGAGGUUCAGUGGAUGUACAAAUGUCUUACCUGUACAAGUAUCAUGCUGUGUAUGAAUAGAUUUCUGUAUCAUGAUUUUUUUUUUUUUUAUCAAUUUGCAAAGGGACAAAUGGAAUUUCAAAUUUUGUGGCACUUUUGUCAAUACAUGCAAAUUAAAACCGACUUGCCUUG
This is a messenger RNA of Parus major (Great Tit), 1390 nucleotides long. It is a transcript of the gene TALDO1, whose product is annotated as transaldolase 1. Gene Ontology annotation, cellular component: intracellular anatomical structure; cytoplasm. Bases 148 to 1161 code for a protein of 337 amino acids. Gene Ontology annotation, molecular function: transaldolase activity. The transcript has 8 exons. Lineage: Eukaryota; Metazoa; Chordata; Aves; Passeriformes; Paridae. Gene Ontology annotation, biological process: pentose-phosphate shunt, non-oxidative branch; pentose-phosphate shunt; carbohydrate metabolic process. The record is from RefSeq and is a predicted model, not a curated record.